Hypanus sabinus (Atlantic stingray) is the source of this 2829-nucleotide messenger RNA. Its product is annotated as NACHT, LRR and PYD domains-containing protein 3-like. Gene Ontology annotation, cellular component: cytoplasm. Bases 1 to 2829 code for a protein of 942 amino acids. The record is from RefSeq and is a predicted model, not a curated record. Lineage: Eukaryota; Metazoa; Chordata; Chondrichthyes; Myliobatiformes; Dasyatidae. Gene Ontology annotation, molecular function: protein binding. The transcript has 10 exons.
AUGGCCGCAGACUCAAAUACUGUAAUCACGGAGAUUUUCUCGAAGUGGGACGAUUAUCAAUUAUUCCUUUUGACUGUUUUCUUUCGGGAGAGAUUGGAGAAGUCAAUUGAAGAAGAGGUGGAAGGAGUGAGUUUUAUGUUAACUUACAAGAGGCAGAUCAGUCGACAAGAUCACCAGGAAGUCAUUAAGCUCAGAGAGAAGGGAAAUAGGGUCGACGGUUCAAAACUACUCCUCAGACUUCUGAUGGAGAAGGACCCUCGAGAACACAGGCUGAUAUGGAAAUUCUUUUUGAAAAUGCAACACAUUUUACCAAAAUUUGACGCAUUGUUGAAAGAAGUACAAGAACACGUUUCCAGUACGACUGAAAUGUUCGAGCUCCAAGAAUGUUUGCCCGAUCUACCUGUACAGCUCAAAGAUGUUCAACAGAAACACAAGGAGACUCUGCGGGCACAAACUGAAACACUGAGAGUGAACACGAUCCUGAUGAGGGAGAAGGUGAAGGUUUUCCAGCUGGUUGAUCGAUACGCUGAGCUCACGGUCAUUUCAACUGUUCGAGAUCGGAGACUGGUGGAACAUGAGCUGCUGGCAAGAGGCAGAGACCACGAGGAGUGGAGACAGAAACAUCUUAGUGGAGAGCUGGUAAAACUCCGGACUGAUCAGUUAUUCCAGAGUAUGUUAUCCAGGAUUAAAUUGAAAACUGGUAGCUCAGCAGUAGUGGUCGGAGACCCAGGGAUCGGUAAAACAGCAAUGGUACAGAAAAUUGUUUAUGACUGGGCCAUAGGGAAAAUAUACCAAAAGUUCCCAUUUGUCUUCAGUUUCAAAUUCCAGGAUUUAAACUCCAUUAACUGCAGAAUAAACCUGAGGGAACUGAUUCUGGAUCAGUAUCCUUAUUUUGGGAAUAUCCUGAGAGAGGUCUGGAAGAACCCGGAGGGGUUGCUGUUUAUAUUCGAUGGUUUAGAUGAAUUCAAACACAGAAUCAAUUUUGCUGACAGUCGGAGAGACACAGAACCCAAGCACCAGUGCCCAGAUCCCGAGUGGUGGUGUGAAGUGUCUGACAUUGUGUACAGUUUAAUCCAGGGCAAGCUGCUCCCAGGGUGUUCAGUGCUGGUGACCACCCGCCCCACUGCGUUACAUUUAUUGGAAAAGGCUGAGAUCGGUUUCUGGGCUGAAAUCCUGGGAUUCUCUGGUGAUGAACGGAAGGAGUAUUUCUUCAGACAUUUUGAAGAUCAGACGGUGGCAGCAGCUAUUUUCAAACACGUGAUGGAAAACGAGAUCCUGUAUACCAUGAGCUACAACCCCUCCUACUGCUGGAUCCUUGCUCUGGCACUGGGUCCCUUCUUCACACAAAGAGUCAGGGACCCGCAGCGAGUUCCCGAGACCAUCACCCAACUGUACUCCUACUAUAUUUACAACAUCCUGAAAAACCAUGGCCGUGAGAUUGAGAAUCCCCGUGAUGAGUUGCUCAGAAUUGGUCAGAUGGCCUUCAGUGGAGUUUCCGAAAAAAAGAUUGUGUUUACAGAAGCAGAUUUAAUCAAGUACAAUCUGCAGCCUUCCCAGUUCCUGUCUGCGUUCCUUUUGGAGAGAGAGGAUUCUCCCCGAUGUAUGGUAUACACGUUCCCACACCGCACCAUCCAGGAGUUUGUUGCUGCAGUCGCACAAUUCCUGAAUCCGCAUUCCGGGGAUAUCCUUAAAUUGCUCACUGAAGCCCACAACACGACAGAUGGGCGAUAUGAGGUAUUUCUCCGUUUUGUUGCUGGUCUCUCCUCCCCAAUGACAGCUCGGGGCCUGGAAGAGUUUUGGGGUCUAUUUCCUCAUCAAGCAACCUGCCGGGUGAAUGACUGGGUGAAGGGGCAAAUAAACAGCCCAACUGAAAUCACGGGGAGUAACAAAAAUAAAAAGAGCCUCCUGAACACAUUGGAAUACCUGUUUGAGUGUCAGAAUUCUACACUGGCUCACUGCGCAUUGGCAGAUGUGGAAAGAGUUUCAUUCAACGGAUUGCCUCUUACUGUGGCUGACUGCAGCAUCCUCUCUCGAGUCAUUGAACUCUGCGACAGAAUAAAAUUCCUGGAUCUGUGGGGUUGUUGUAUUCAGUAUAGUGGCCUCCUGCGACUAAAAUACAAACUUCAUUAUUUUCAGGAAUUGAGACUAGGGAACAAUAAGCUGCGAGAUUCAGGAGUGCAACUGGUGUCUGCUGCUCUGAGGAUCCCGGAGUGUAAAAUAAAGAAACUGGAACUGGGUACCAACUACCUCACAGCUUCCUGUGCUGAGGAUCUCUCGUCCGCACUGGCAUCUAACCAUUCCUUGACGAGUUUAGCCAUGAGUGGUAAUAAACUGGAAGAUUCCGGAGUGAAACAACUGCUUGCUGCUUUGAAGAACCGUGAUUGUAACAUUCAAGUACUGCGACUGCAUAGCAAUGGUCUCACACACUGUUGUGCGGAAGAUAUCGCCAUUACACUCUAUUCAAGUCCUUCACUGACGGAGAUAGACCUAGGAGGUAACACAUUCGCAGACUCAGGAGUCGCAGAGUUAUGUAGGGGCUUCAGGAACCCUAAAUGUAAACUAGAGAAACUGCGCCUGGGGAAUGCUCGACUGGGAGAUUCUUGUGCCGAAGAUCUCGCCUCUGCGCUCAUUGCACUCCGCUCACUGAAGCGUUUGGAUCUGAAAACAAACAAAUUCACCGACAGUUCUGUCCCCGCUCUCCGACGCCUCAUACUGACUCACUCUGGUCUGGAGCGGAUCAAUGUGGAGUGGAAUGGGUUCACAAAACAUGGAAGGGACCAACUGAAGGUGCUUCAGGGAACCAGACUUCUGCUGAAAAUAGAAGUGUGA